This is a messenger RNA of Castor canadensis (American beaver), 3771 nucleotides long. The record is from RefSeq and is a predicted model, not a curated record. Lineage: Eukaryota; Metazoa; Chordata; Mammalia; Rodentia; Castoridae.
AUGUGCUCCCUUCCCGAAGCUGGCCGCGCUCGGUCGAAGAGGACGACCAUCCCCGAUAGAGGAGACUUCUUUCGGUCAAAGGGUGACAUUUUUAGCUGCCAUGCAGUUGACAACCCCAAACCCCACGCAGAGCUUGAGAUGCUCAAGCGGUAUGGACCGAAUGUGCCUGAACCCAUCCUUCAGAAGCUUGUGGCUGCCUUUGGAGAGCUGAGGAGCUUGGCUGACCAAGGCAUCAUCAACUAUCCGUAUUCCACCAGGGAAGUUGUCAACAUCGUCAAGCAUUUACAGAAAUUUCCCACUGAAGGCCUCUCUAGUGUGGUUCGGAAUGUGUUUGACUUUGAUUCCUACAACAACGACAUGAGGGAGGUUUUGAUUAACACUUUGCACAAAUAUGGGAUACCUAUUGGAGCAAAGCCUACCAAUGUGCAGUUGGCAAAGGAGUUGCCUCUGCCAGAGCAGACAUUUAUGGGCUACUGGACAAUUGGUCAUGCAAGAAAUGGAAUGCAAAAACUCUUGUGUCCAGCAGAAACUCAUCGUAUAGACAUAAAGGGCCCAGUACUUAUAAACAUACAAGAAUAUCCUAUAGAAAAACAUGAAAAAAGAGCCCUAAACUUUACUGAAGAAUGUGCUUCCUGGAGGUUACCACUGGAUGAAACUAAUUUAAUCUGUGACGUUGCUGUAUCACAUGAAAGUGAGGAAAAUACUCUGUAUGUAGCUGCAUGCAAUCCUGUUUCCUUAUACUUUAUAAAUAUGACUGGAAAAAAGGGCUUCUUUGUGGACCUUUAUGAUGUCUUCCCAAGAAUGACCAGUGGAAUAUGGCAGCCAUUUGUGACAGUGGCACCAUUGGGAAGUCCCCUCAAUGGUCAAGUUAUUCUCCAUGAAGAGCAGAGUAAUGUCAUCCUUUUGUUAGACACCACUGGCCGAACCCUUCAUCGUCUCAUCUUACCUUUAGAAGAGGUGACCUCCAAGAAAUCUUCCUGGUGGAACAAGGAAGAAGGAGUAAGGAGAACUUACAAAAUGUGUAAAGAAUUUUCGCACAAAAACUGGCUAGUAUUCUACAUGGAAAAAGGGAACAGCUUGACUGUACUGGAUGCUUUAGAAGGGCGAACUCAUACCAUCUCACUUCCUAUCAACCUCAAGACAGUUUUCCUGGUAGCAGAAGACAAGUGGCUUCUGGUGGAGAGCAAAACAAAUCAGAAAUACCUUUUAACUAAGACUGCACACAUUGAAUCUUCAGACAGUGGGGUUUGCCAGUUGUAUGUGUUGAAUGAAGAGCUGCCCAGCACUGGGUUUGGAGUUACACAAGAAAUGAAGGUGAACAUACCUCAUAAAAUUUCAAGUGAUCAACUAUCAUCUGAAAAUCUAAGUUCAGCUGUGGGACAAAAGAUUGCCUCUCCCAACCGAAUUCUCUCAGAUGAGAACAGUUAUGCUACCAUAGUUGUUGGCUUCCCAGAUCUCAUAUCACCCAGUGAAGUUUAUUCUUGGAAGAGGCCAUCAUCUUUGAAUAAACCCAAUGUCACUGAUGUAGCAUUCUAUGGAAUGAAGAAGAAAACUGGAACUCCAAGACAGAGCAAUUGUGUGACUCUUAUAGAUACUAAUCAGGUAGUCAGGAUUUUGCCCCCAGGAGAAGUCCCUCUAAAAGAUAUCUACCCAAAAGAUGUUACCCCCCCACAGACAGCUGGUUAUAUAGAAGUUACUGAUCUUCAAUCAAAGAAACUCAGAUACAUCCCUAUUCCCAGAUCAGAAUCUCUCUCACCAUAUACUACAUGGCUAUCUACUAUUUCGGACACAGAUGCACUGCUGGCUGAGUGGGACAAAAGUGGCAUUGUCACUGUUGACAUGGGAGGUCAUGUCAGACUUUGGGAAACUGGACUUGAACGUCUGCAGCAAUCACUCAUGGAAUGGAGAACCAUGAUUGGGCAAGAAGGUGACAGACAUAUGCAGAUAACAAUCAACAGAGAUAGUGGUGAAGAUGUGAGCUCUCCCAAACACGGAAAGGAGGACCCAGACAACCAGCCCCAUGUGGGUGGCAACACUUGGGCUGGUGGAACAGGGGGAAGAGACACUGCAGGUCUAGGGGGCAAAGGAGGCCCUUACCGACUGGAUGCUGGCCACCCAGUAUACCAGAUCUCCGAUGCUGAGAAGGACGCUGUUCCUGAGGAGGUCAAGAGAGCUGCAAGAGAGAUGGGCCAGAGAGCAUUUCAACAGAGGCUAAAGGAGAUCCAAAUGAGUGAAUAUGAUGCUUCAACCUAUGAAAGAUUUUCAAGUGCUGUUCGACGACAGGUGCACUCCCUCCGCGUCAUCCUGGAUAAUUUACAGGCUAAAGGUAAAGAAAGACAGUGGCUAAGACACCAGGCUACUGGGGAGCUAGAUGAUGCCAAAAUUAUUGAUGGGCUGACUGGAGAAAAAGCCAUCUAUAAACGCCGGGGUGAUCUGGAGCCACAACUGGGCAGCCCACAACAGAAACCCAAGCGCCUGCGCCUGGUAGUGGAUGUGUCUGGCAGCAUGUAUCGCUUCAACGGAGUGGAUGGCCGGCUUGAGCGCUCAAUGGAGGCCGUGUGUAUGGUCAUGGAAGCCUUUGAGAACUAUGAGGAUAAGUUCAAGUAUGACAUCACCGGACACUCUGGAGAUGGCUACAACAUCAGCAUAGUUCCAAUUAACAACGUUCCCAAGAACAAUAAGCAAAGACUUGAAAUUCUGAAGACAAUACAUGCCCAUGCUCAGUUCUGCAUGAGCGGAGACCAUACACUAGAGGGGACGGAACACGCCAUUAAGGAAAUUGUCAAAGAAGAAGCUGAUGAGUACUUUGUCAUAGUCUUGAGUGAUGCAAAUCUGUCACGAUAUGGAAUACAUCCUUCUAAGUUUGCCCAAAUCCUAACAAGUGAUCCUCAAGUAAAUGCUUUUGCUAUUUUUAUUGGAUCUUUAGGCGAUCAAGCAAAUAGGCUUCAGAGAACUUUACCAGCUGGCCGGUCUUUCAUUGCCAUGGACACCAAGGACAUCCCUCAGAUUUUACAACAGAUCUUCACCUCCACCAUGUUAUCAAGUGUUUAAGAAGUGUCCUUCUCCACCCUCAUACACCCAGGAUUUGAAACAAGGAUUUGAAAUGGGAUUAAAGAGUAUUUGGAAGAAAAGUGUUAUCAGUGGCCGGGUAACACUCACCUUCCUGGUCUUAACAAUCAGAAUUCAGAAAAGCAGCCAGGUGGAGACUUGUCAGUGGAAAUCUACAACCACUGGUGACCUAGAAGUCCUCAGAGGAAGCAAGUCGACCUGCAUUUUAUAAAAGGUCAGGGUUAAAGGAAGGUAGUGUAAGAACUACCGGACUUGGUCUAUUUCCAAAACCUGAGGGAUGGAGAAAACCUUGCUUUUGCCUUAGUACAUCAUCUGUCACCUAAGAUAAGAAAAGCAACCCCAGUGAGCUGAACAAGCCAUUGAGGUCACAUCCUGACACUGAGAAGCAAGUCUCUGCACACCUCACCCAACAUGCUCCUGUCUAUAAUUAUUUUUAUGUUCUCCCCUCUCUGUAUUUCCCAACAAUGAUUUUAUAGCAUUUAACCCACUGAAAAGUCCUUCCAAUAGAAGUACUUUAUAAAAAGUUGGAUUUUCUCAAUAAUUCCAUUCUCUUGGCCAAAACUGAAAGGAAUCAAAAGAUCCUUAGAGUGGUUGCUUUCCCAUGUGACUUUUAAAAGGCUUGUCAAAUAAUAAAGAGCAAAUGUCCUGUUCUUCCUGCUGCUCAAGUGGAAGGAUGAAGAUAUCUUGCCUCAAGUUUCCUGU